AGCAAACAUGUAUGAGUGGCUGUAAUGCAGAGGGAUACAAGUCGCAUCAACACAGUCCGUAGGAAACAAGGUAACGGCAAGUUGUCAAGAUACCACCGAUCACAACGGAAAACGCGUCUGCUGGCGGGAGUUUACCGCUGAGGCGUCGGAUGGAUGAUGAGGAGGAGGACAUGUCACGGCCCAUCUCGCAGCUCUGGGGAACGCCCUUUAGGGACGUCAAAUACGAAGACCGCGCCACACAGAUCGCGGCCGGACAGGCUCUUGUCGCCGUCACCGCUGCCGUGCCAGCGUCGCAGAGCCACAACAACAACAGCAUCGGCAUCAACACGCUGCCCUGCAGCUUGCACCGGCAGCCUCGCAUACCCUUUCACGGCAACGCUGGAUUACGCUCACAUUUCCCUGCUCAGUUUGAGCCCAUGGAGGACCGGGGAGAGAGACAGAUUGAGGAGGAGGAGGAGGAGGACAGAGGUGAGGAAGAUGACAGGAUGGCAGAGAGGCCCGAGGAGCAGGCGGGGGUGAGCGUCGAGGCGCAAAUCGGUCGUAAACUUCGGGAGAUCGGAGACAAGUUCCAACAGGAUCACGUUGAACUGUUCCUGAGGCAUCAGAGACAAAACCUGCCUGCCUGGAUGCGCCUCACGAUGGCCCUGUUUGGCUUUCUGUUUCCAAGAGAGGCUCUCUUCCCCCGCCUGAGAGGACAGCAGAGAUGAAGGGGCUUCCUGCCGGCCCUUGCCUCAGCCCUUGUUUUACCCCGACAGGAACAAGGGACCAGACUUUUUAAGAGAUGGCACUGUAAGAUGGAACACGGGUUUGGAUUUUGUUUUCUAAUUGAAUAUGAAGAUGAGAUGAAGAAAACACUGGUCACCGCUGGACGGAGACUGAUUACAAUUUUUCUUAAUUUUUUCUUUUUUUUUUUUUUUUUUUUUGGUUGUUUUUUCGCCUCUCCAAGAAGAAGCCAUUGCGUUUGAAGAGAUAUUUUCGAAAUAUUUGUAAGAUUACCUAUUUUGUACAGUAGACUGCUCUUUUUUUUUUUUGGUAUUUCAAGUCUUGAAGGACCUCCAUCAGUCCAGGGAAUGCCUUAUUCUCUCCUGCCACAGUACAACUCUUUUGCAUCAAGGAAAUCAUUAAAAAAAGAGAUUCAUGUUUUUUAAGAUUAGGCCACUUUUUUUGGCGACAAACUGUGGACACGAACAUUUCUGUGCUGAAGUUACUGACUUAAAACCUUGAGGACUCGAGGCACAUUUCUAAUUUAUUCAGAGAAAAACAAUAAGCCCUGUACUUAUCCUUUACUGUUCCACACUGGCUAAUUUCAAAAUGGUGGUCAUGACAUUGUGGCGGUGCUACACACUGGUGUUAGUGUUGCACUGUCGGUCAGUUUAGAUGUUUUGCCAGCUUCCACUGUAGACGUAGGGACAUUUUAUCAACCUGUGUCAUCUGUCAGCCUCUCCAUCUCCAGUACCACUCAUGUUGUUAGAAGUGGCUUAAAGACCCACUGUGUAGAUCCAGAUCCUGUUGAUUUAAAGGAUGAACAUGUAUACUUGAAUGUAGGUGUACUGAAGACAUUGUAGUCGAGUAACUUCAAUACCUGACAUUAUCGUGAUUACUCUUUGAAUUUGUGAUCAUGUGUAUGUAGGAGUGCGUGCUUACUGUUUCCAAAAUCUGCAGUCAUUUUAAAACCAAAUAAGCACAAACAAGUCUCCUUUGUGGGAUCACGAUCAGGGAACUGGAAAAAACAAUCACACAGCUGAAAAUCUUUGGAUGAGUUUCAUCGUUUUUCUGAAGCUUUUCAGUCUUUCUUUCUCUGGCUGGAUUGACAAUCGCAAUUUUGCCCUUUGCUGCAUUGUGUGGGUCGCCCGUGAGAGAGAUGACAUUUUAUCAGCGUUUUUAGGGGCGAGCAAUAUUCAAGCCAGUGGAAGGACGUUUUUUUUAAAAAAAAAAAAAAAGAAGAAAAUCUUAGGGAUCUGUUGCAUUUGCAAUCAAACUGACAACCAUAGAAGGAAUGUUUCCCAAAAUAUGGCUGUGUUCUCAAUGAAAUACACCUCUUUACAAAUUUCUUUGUUACAGAAACAUUUUGGGUUAAAGGGUAACUUUGGUAUUUUUCACUCUGGAUCCUAUUUUCACACAUUUUUGUGUCUUAGUCACCAAAGGGUACAACAAUAUUUGAGCAAGAGGCUGCAGCAUAACCACUCAGCGUUUCUGCAUUGGCACUGCCCAUUUACAUCCACUAAAAGUGCUCGUUUGUUUGCCACCAACAGAGUCGGAUUGUUAUCGUUAGUAUCUCACAUGAUUAUGGAAAAGAUCCCGAAGGGGGGAGACUGUUUUAUCAAAGAGUAAGAUCCUUUUUGUUUAACCAUCACCAAACCCACCAGACUCCAUUUGAAUAAAUUGAAAUUUUAUCACUGUAUAACACACAUUAUUCAAAGUCAACAGAAACAAAAUAAAACUCACAAAAGCUGCCUUAGCUCAUCAUCAUCUUUCCACAACACUCACUGACUAUGGUUUUGUUGAAAUAAAACCAUUAUUCACCCAGUUAGAUGUGAAAAUGUUCUGACUCUAUACAGGCUUAAAUUACUGUUUUUUAAAUGGAGUCUGGUGGGUGUGAUGAUCGAGAUGUCGGGGCUGUUUCUGGUUGAAUAAAAAUGAUCUUACUCUUUAAUUAAAAGGUCUAUCUCUGUUGGGAUCUCUUCCAUAAUUAUGUCAGACACAUAAAAUAAUAAUCUGAGCCUGUCAGUGGCAAAGAAGCACUUUUAGUGACAAAAACAUGGGAAAAUAAGGUCCAGGUUGAAAAGUACCAAAGUUCCCCUUUAAAGUUACUGAGAUGCAUUUUUAUUUUAUUUCACUCCAGGUGUAAAUGUCUCGAGCACUGGUUCAAUCCCAGCGUGCUGAUACAUGUACGUAUCCACCUUUCAUUCAAGUGCUUUGUUUCACCAAACUGCCAGUGGUACACCCAGCUUCACUGAGGACUUAGCUUCUGUACAGUUCAAGAACCGUUUUUUUACAGACACGGACACAUUUGGGUAUAUAGGAGAAAGCUUAUACACCCUUUGUGACAACUGCUACGUUAGCAUGUUGCGACGACACAGCCACUGUUUCUCCAUGUAAGGUUUAUCAAGGAAAUAGUCUGUAAGGACUUUAAAUAAUAAGAUGUUAAAAAUUCCUCAUUUUUAAGUUUUAUUUCAGUCUGUUGUAGAUUCAUGAUAUGAACUUUUGAAGACACUGAUGGGUUUUUUUCUUUAUGUUUUCUUCAGGGAGUAGUUAAAAACCAUGUAAAUUACCUGAUGCUCAUUAUAAAUUGCAAAUAAUCUGCCUCUGAGGACGAUGCAGCGCAGACGAUGCUGCACAAGCAAAGAGAUAUUUCAUUAUCAAAGAAUAUUCACUCAACAUCAACAUGGAAGAGUGUUACAGAUUUUAUUUUGUAACGACAUGAGUAGCUGAACCAAAAGUUUGUUUCCUGCAAACAAUGAACGCUGAGCCAAUUCAGACAGUUGUGACGCACUCUCUGGUCUGCAGUCCAAAGCUCUUUUACCGAACGCCAUGGUUAACUACUCCCUGUCCUUAUCGAGAACAAGUUUCAUUUUGUUUGGUUUUCUUUUUAGAUAAUUUAUUCUAAUUUAUUUUGUGUAUAUUUGCUCAGUGCUACUGUAUAGAUGCUAUCUCAGUGUGUACAGUCCUUUUCUUCUCGUUGUUGAUGCGCAUUCAGUUGUGUGUUUGAUGCCUGUGUGUGGGGAGGUUGGACUAAAGCCAUGUGCCUCGUGCGUCCUCACACGAAUGGUGUGAGUCUUUACAAAUCACGUGAACAAAAACAGACAAUCAAAUGUACAAAACGUGCCUUGUGAGUAACAGACCUGCCACAUCAUCACCGACACUUGGCAUAAUUCCCCCAAAGUCACUGGUCAACGCUCUCGUUUCACUCGGGCCCUGUGAGAUUAACAUGCUCUGACGCGAUGGAGUCGGCACAAACAGUACGGCGUGUUCGUUGUGCCUUGAUACAAACAAAAUCUGUUUCACGAGGCACAGGCUCAACCUUUGACAUCUCUCAGCACGAACGGCGAGUUUCACCACGCUUCUUAAUAUCAGAAACGACUGUUUGCAAUCAAUGUGCACUGUAAAAAAACAAACAACAUUUUUUACCUGUAUACUGUAUUUUGCGCCUCUCUCUUUCUACUCCUGUGCUGAACUUCCCCUCUAGAAACUUUUUAAGAUCUGUAAUAUGCUGGAUCGGCCCGGCUCGUCUGGGUUUUUGUGCUUUAUUAUCUACAAUCUAGUAGGGCUGUGGGUUUCUGUUUGAAGGAGGAAUGAGCCACCAUGGUGCCCAGUAUUAUUUGUAUGUGAGACGGGUUGAACAGCCAUCUGUCGCUGUGGUGUUGAUCUGAGCCUGUUGUUACCAACCACUCUUGCAACCCUGACUCAAGUGAAACAUUUGUUAUUCGUUCAACCUUCAGUGUCUUUAAUAUCAAAUUUCUUCGAUCGUUUUUUUGAAUAUCCAAGAAAGAGUGCAUCUUUACUGUCAAGUGCUGUGAUUUGGUGUUUUUUAUACAUUAGACAUGAAUUUGACACAGCUAUUGUUGCUAUCUUUAUAUAAAAAACCCACACAUUUUUAGCAAAAAAUUUUCCAUAUCCUUUUGUAAGAAGACGAAGAAAGAACUACAACAACACAACUUUUUUGCUUUUCUAUGCUUUUUUUUUUCCAAUGUUGUGGCAUUUUUAAUUUUGGAUAUUGCCAAGUCUGCUGUGUCACUCUCAGUUCAAGGGCUUUUUUCGAUAUAUGUAAAUGGAGUAAAAAUGCAUGUCCAACAUUCCUGAAAAAAAAUCUGUAUCUUAAGGGUUUGAAUGUAAUUUAAUGGAGUGAAAACCACGAUAUCUCUUUUAAUACAUGAACUGAACAGUGGAACUUAUUUCAGACUCUGGCGCCAUGUGCGCGGCGAGUUUGUAUUGUCUUCACAUUUCUUUCUUUACGUUCAGAGUGGUCUCAAGGAUUUCACACUCAUGUGUCCUAAUGAAGUGAGACCCAGUCCAGAUGUAGCAGUUUUUGUUAAAGCAUUGGCUGUGUUAUCUUUGGGACUGCUCUGUGUCUACUGCACAGUUUUCAAACGGCGCAGGACAUGAAGCGAUGGAGGGAACGGAGGAGGACGGGGGAUGUUUGAUCUUUUUCUAGUGCAAUAUGCUGUACAUAAGAGCUUGGCUCUCGAAAUCUUACAAUUUCUCUUAAUUUCUUCUGUUGUUAAAUGGGUACAUUGCUGUUUUGUUUUGUUUUUUUCAUUAAAACUUUAUGGACAAUUGAAA
Epinephelus moara (kelp grouper) is the source of this 5280-nucleotide messenger RNA. RefSeq names its product bcl-2-modifying factor-like. The transcript has 4 exons. NCBI's taxonomy places the organism in Eukaryota, Metazoa, Chordata, Actinopteri, Perciformes, Serranidae. Gene Ontology annotation, cellular component: myosin complex. The record is from RefSeq and is a predicted model, not a curated record. The coding region runs from base 150 to 707 and encodes 185 amino acids. Gene Ontology annotation, biological process: apoptotic process; negative regulation of autophagy; positive regulation of apoptotic process.